GGGAGACCUCUCGCACUCGGCCGCAGUCCUCAUCGCCGCGCCUUCGUAUGAGCUGUGUGUCGCCGCCGGUCACCCCCCGCGCCCCGCGACCUGCCGUCUCGCCCGCAUUCUAGUCGUGGGUGUCGCGCUGUGCAGUCCUCGCGUGUGCCUCUGAACAUAGUGCGCCGUUAGUGAGUGCUUACUUAUCCCGCACCAGUGUCAGUGUCUUAGAAGAUCCCGUGCCCCGCCGCGGAGGAUGUUAACAGCCCACGAUAACAGCUGUUGACGUCUGCAGUAGUAGCCAGCCUGCCGGCACUUUUUAUUUUCGCCCCCGUUCCCUACAUCCCCUUUCAAGAUUGCUGCCACCAUGGGUCGGAAGAAAAUACAAAUAUCCCGGAUUACGGACGAACGGAAUCGGCAGGUUACUUUCAACAAACGUAAAUUCGGCGUAAUGAAGAAGGCGUAUGAGUUGAGCGUGCUAUGCGACUGUGAGAUUGCACUCAUCAUAUUCAGCUCCAACAACAAACUGUACCAAUAUGCAAGCACGGACAUGGACAAGGUUCUGCUGAAAUACACGGAAUACAAUGAACCGCACGAGUCCCUUACGAACCGCAACAUCAUCGAGGCACUCACAAAGAAAGAGCACAAGAACGGAGUGAUGUCGCCUGACAGCCCGGAAGCCGAACCCGAAUACAACCUGACCCCCCGCACCGAAGCCAAGUACUCGAAGAUCGACGAGGAAUUCCAAAUGAUGAUGCAAAGGAACCAGUUGAACGGGAGCCGCGUCGGCGUUGGCGUGACGGGAAGCAACUAUAACCUACCGGUCAGCGUGCCUGUCGGGAACUACGAUCAAUCCUUACUCCAAGCUAGUCCACAAAUGCAUACCUCUAUCAGUCCACGGCCAUCGUCUUCGGAAACCGAUUCAGUAUACCCAAGCGGCGGAAUGCUCGAAAUGUCAAACGGAUACCCAGGCUCCGCAUCACCACUGGGGGCGGGAUGUACCCCGUCGCCGUCCCCCGGCCCCGCUCCCUCUCCCCACCGACACCCGCACAAGUCCCAUGCCCACGCUCCGCCACCGCACCACUCGCCCCGACACAACAACCUGCGCGUCGUUAUACCUAGUUCAAUGCCACCACCGCAAGAUGACAUAUCAUAUGCAGAGACACCACUAAGCUAUUCACUCACCAACUUCGGACCACAGGACUUCAGUAUGACCUCGGACAUGGGAAUCGGACUGACGUGGGGCGCUCACCAACUGCAGACGUUACAACACAACAGGUACAUUGGCAGCCUGCCGGUAUUGGGUGGUGGGGGAACUCCUCCACCGGCCGCGUCACCAAGCAAUGUGAAGAUCAAAGCGGAACCAGUAUCGCCGCCACGCGCACCAGAUCACUUGCAUCGCGGCCCUCCUCCUGCCAGCGUACCACAGCCCGCACAUCAAAUGCCAGGAGUCAUUGAUGGCUCAGUUUCGUCUAGUAACAUGGGCUCGCCGGCAGGCCAAGACAUGAGGCACUCCAACGCCGUUGCGCUUGACUACGAGCAGCCCCAUACCAAGCGGCCGCGGAUCGAGGGUUGGGCCACAUAGCUAGGCUAUGAGGCCUUCGGUCCCUACCCGAGGCCCCUCCACCCGCACUGCUAAGCGAGACCGCACGAGACCGCACGAGUCCGCACGCGGCCGCACGAGGCCAACGGCGCCGCACACCGGCCCGCGAACAUAACUCAUACACUAAACGGUGCUGGAUCGAACACAGCGUACUCUUAUACAGAAAGGUGCAUCUAAACUGAAGGUGCUUUUGAUGGCACGGUGAGAAAUCAAACAUGGACCUCUUACGAGACUUUUCAUUGGCUCAUCCAAAAAUGGGCGUGACCCAUCACAGAUCUUUGAGAUCGAAUGUUAAAUGUUCAAGUUUACACUAUUUAAUAAUACGUAAUUAAUGUUAAAUUGCACGCGCGAUUACACUCGUAUAAAUAAAUAAAUGUUAAAAAUUAUUAAGUACAAUAAUGCUAGUUGCAACCCUUCAGAACAAUUUUGAACUGUUUAAUAUAUUAUGUAUUAGAUAUUUCUCCUGUAAUUCCCUUGUACAUAGUUGUCAUUAAAUGUGCAAUCCGUGCCAUUGUUUGUUUAGCUUAAAGUUAGUCAAUCUAAUUAUAGUAACUGUUUAUACAAUAAAUUGCACUAGAAUACGGUUCGGAGUUAGUAACGCAUCAGCCGGCGGAGUUGUGUGUUGUGUCACGUGACGGACUGUAACAUUCUAUCAGUGCGUUGAAGACUUAUACAAGCGACUGUUGACUUUGUGUUAGUGUUUUAAAAAAAAAAAA
Bombyx mori (domestic silkworm) is the source of this 2298-nucleotide messenger RNA. It is a transcript of the gene Mef2, whose product is annotated as myocyte enhancing factor 2. The record is from RefSeq and is marked provisional. Gene Ontology annotation, biological process: positive regulation of transcription by RNA polymerase II. NCBI's taxonomy places the organism in Eukaryota, Metazoa, Arthropoda, Insecta, Lepidoptera, Bombycidae. Gene Ontology annotation, molecular function: RNA polymerase II cis-regulatory region sequence-specific DNA binding; protein dimerization activity; DNA-binding transcription factor activity, RNA polymerase II-specific.